CCUUACUCAUGUAUGCACUAAUUUGAAUACAUAUAUAAUGCGUUUAACAUGAAUAACCGAAUUUUCUAUAUGUUUAUGGUAUUUUGUGCAGCAUUUAUUGUUACAUACAUCUGUUUGAAAGACAGCGCAAUAGCGCAAUGGGAUGUGAGAGGUUUUAUGAACACCCAAAGGGACUUGAUAUUUGGAAAAGUAAGGAAUGAUACGUCACAAGCUUGCAAUCGCGAGUAUCAGAACGGUGUCUGUAAUAUGACAUGUUUUGAAAUAUUCUGGCUGAAGUACGAACAGCAGAGGGAACGGAAAUUUAGUGAAAAACCACAUAAAUCAGUCAAUAACGAAUCGGACAGUAACGUUGCGUUUCAAAACAGAUCUUGCGACACAACCAUUCCAUUCACUAAACGGAAGAAAGAGAACAUAAGUUGUGAAUCGCAUCCAGUGUGUAACGUUGCUUCUAUAAACAGUGCUUGUAACACCUAUAUUUCCUCAAAAGGCCCUCAAGGUAGAGCUGGAAACAUCAUGUUUGAAAUAGCGGCCUUGAUCGGAGUUGCCAAAAGACGAGGUUUCACGCCUCAGUCGCGAUACAAUCAUUACAUAUUUAAAUGGUUCGAAAUGCCGCGGAUUUACGUAAACGUGCCUGCAGUCAACGAAAAGAACGUCGGUGAAGUAAAGUAUGGUACUUAUCAGAAAGAAGUGGAGUCUUUAGAUUGUGGUCAGAAUUGGACGCUAGGUGGUUAUCGUUGUAGCUGGAAAUAUUUCAACAAUGCGAAGGAUGAAGUGCGAAAAGUAUUUACUUUGAAAGCGGAGUUCACCGACAAAGCAAACGCAUUUCUGCAAAACCUAUCAUCAACAGGUUGGCCCCGAAGUGCCUGCAGUGGUUUUGUUAUCACUCCGAAAAUAGUGGGACAUGGGCCUUACCUAGGUAUCCCGGUGUGCGGGGGCAUUUGGCAUGGAUUUUACCAGCAGUUUUUCCCUGAAUGUCCUGUAUUUUACACAGGAAUGGAUGGACCGCGCAGUUAAUGUGUGUGUGCACGUUCGAAGAGGCGAUAUGGCAAAAGAUGCUAACAUCAAACUAGGUUAUGUUCCGUCGGACGCAACUUACCUAAAUAGAUCUAUGGAAUACUUCAGAAAUAUGUUCCGAAAGAAGACAGUCCACUUUGUUGUCAUCAGCAAUGGUAUGGAAUGGUGCCAGAAUAAUACGUCAGGGCCUGACGUCUUUUACUCUCCUUUUAAAGAAGCUGUCCUAGACUUUGCACUCAUGGUUUGUUGUGAUCACGUGAUUAUUACCAUCGGGACAUUUGGUUGGUGGGGGGCUUGGCUAUCUGGUGGAAUAACCGUGUAUGACUCCUCGUGGCCAACACAAUAUACAUUUGUUGGUAAAGGCUUAAACAGAAGUGAUUAUUAUCCAAAACACUGGAUAGGUCUAUAAAUUUGUAAAAACAUCUUUGAGUGCGUUGAAUGUGAAGCAUAGCAAUAUAAAGAUAAUAUCUUAUGAUCGUAAAUAAAUUCCGAUCGAUUAUUCUUUUUGGUACUAAUGGGGACUCAACAACUAGGAAGUGAUAUUGUUUCAAUAGAAAAUGUUUUUGAGUGCACUCAACGGGGCGGCCUUGAAAUUUUAUUCAUAACACCGACACUUGGCUUAAACAAUGUGUUGACACGAGUACAGCAAUUGCUAUUGCAUUCCAUCGACCAAUAGCGUUAAUGCAUUCACUACGAUUUGAUCACUUUGAUUAAUAAGUAAAACCAAUUUUACUUAGCGGAUGUAAAACGUAGGGAUAAGGAAAUACUGAUGUCCCAGAAAGGGACUAAAUUAAUUCAUUGAAAUAAAUGUUCAACCUAAAUAAAGAUAACAUCAAAAUACAUAGUCUACGGUGGGAAAAAAAUCAAUCAGUCGACAUAAAACAAUAAUUUCAUCUUAAUGGGUGAUCGAUAACAAGGUCAACAGUUAAGUACGGAAGCUGAACUUAAAAUUACAUUUUAUCAAAUUAAAUUAUUUCAGUAAUGCGUGUUCUUUUCCUUGGUUCUAAACCGUUAACAUGAUUCUUCGCGCUAACGGUGAUUUUUGUUCAGCCGUAGUUAUGGCUUUUUAAAUUAAUUAACCAAAAGCUAAUCGAAUAUUUCUUUCAACAAAGGCACUCUGACAAUGACAGGAAUUAAGCAUCAAACCUCGACCUAAAUGUAACAAUAAAAUGUUCACAAAGUUGUAAUUUAAAAUAGCUAUAGGCACAUUUAUCUAUUUAAAUCAUGUUUGUCUUUAAAUAUUACCUGGAAUAACAAAAAUAAUUAUAAACAAAACGAUUUUAAAAAACUCUGCAAUUGAAGGAAAUAACUUAUAGCCAAAACAACUUUUUCC
Mya arenaria is the source of this 2347-nucleotide messenger RNA. Its product is annotated as galactoside alpha-(1,2)-fucosyltransferase 2-like. The transcript is spliced from 3 exons. The record is from RefSeq and is a predicted model, not a curated record. Gene Ontology annotation, biological process: carbohydrate metabolic process. The coding region runs from base 49 to 1014 and encodes 321 amino acids. Gene Ontology annotation, cellular component: membrane. Gene Ontology annotation, molecular function: galactoside 2-alpha-L-fucosyltransferase activity. NCBI's taxonomy places the organism in Eukaryota, Metazoa, Mollusca, Bivalvia, Myida, Myidae.